UGUGAGACCGGCUAAGGUAAUGCAUGAGAAAUGAAGGAGACACAGAGCAGUGGCCACACUUAAUGUGUUCAGACGCGUUUCAUUUUGCCUCCUAAAAGCUGUUUCUCAGAAUCAGGUGUCAUUUCUGCGCCCUGGAGCCUCAUACGCUGAGAAACAUACGCUAUCAGGAGAGAACAGACAUCUGUUGCCACACGCGUACACAUGCACAACGCCUCAGAGAUGAGCUUUAAUGAUUCCUCUCUCAGCUGUCAGACAUAAAGCCGCUCUGGAAUAGAAGAGCUUUGUGUACGGUGUAGACAAGAUGUCAGUCAAGUUGAAGUUUGAUUGCCCGGCUGAUGGUGGAUUUGUACAGCGGAGUCGAUCGUUCACCGGUGUCAACACACUCGGAAGCCGCAGAAGAUAUUCCUCAGCUCGCAGCUCUCUACGCACUAAAGUCACGGCAGGAAAAUCUCCCAGAAUUCCCUCUUCUAGUCGUAUGAGCAGCAACGUCUGGGGACAGCAACCAGAACAGGUGGACAGAAUCUUCCAGGCCCUACGGAAAGGACUCAAGGACUACUUGGAAAACCAUCAAACAGAACUGGACUUCUUGUCAUCCCAGCAGAGGGACACAAAAAGAAACUCUAGAUUGGCUUUUUUCUAUGACUUGGAAAAGGAGAUACGUGCAUUGGAGCGACACAUACGACGGCUAGAGUUUCAGAUUAGUAGGGUAGAGGAACUCUAUGAGUCUUAUUGCAUCCAGUGGCGACUCUGUCAGGGGGCUUUAAACAUGAAGAGAGCGUUUUCUCUCUCUCCUUCUUCGAGACAAUCCAGAGAAAGUUUACUUGAGUUGAACAGAAACCACAGACACAGUCUGGAGGACAUGUCUGUAAUGGAGGCAGAACUAGAGAUCCUGCUGGGAGAGCUACAAAUCAAAAUGAAAGGGUUGAUAGGAUUCGCUCGACUUUGCCCAGGAGAUCAAUAUGAGGUGUUAAUCCGGCUGGGCCGACAGAGGUGGAGAAUCAGGGGGCGAAUUCAGACUGAUGAUAAACAGCUGUGGGAUGAAGAGGAGAUGAUCUUCCUCCCUCACAUCCAUGGAAAUUUUGAGAUUAAGGUAACCGAGGUGAAGGGACUGAGUUCUGUCCUGGUCGGCAUGGUAACAUGCAGGAGCGCUGAUUUUUUCACAUCCCGACCGCAGAUGAUGGUUGUCGACAUUACAGAACUGGGAACCAUUAAACUACAGCUAGAGGUGCUUUGGAAUCCAUUCGAUAGCAGCGAGGUGAGGCCGAUCGCAGCAUCUGCCAGUCGCCAGUCCAUACAGAGGAAAGGAUCUGUAUAUAGCUGGACACCUCCCAACACACCCAGUUUCACAGAGAAAUACUUCUUAUCUAUGAUGCGGCAGCUGCAGGAUGCAGAUGGCUCUUUCUCCAUCGGCUCACGUGAAUCUAGGGGCGUGUCUUUACUCAGUUACCUGGCUGACUCCACCCAGGCUCUCACACCUCCGGCUUACGAGAAGACAAACCACCUACCGCUCACGCCCCGCCAAGAUACCAAGUUACAGGAUCACUAUCUACUGAAGACACCGCCUGAAGAUGCAGAGGAGAGCGUGGAAUGGCCCUCGGAGACCGACACUGCUUCUGCCAGCCCUGCGGAGAGCAAGCGAGACUCCAUCUUUCUCUUCCAGCGCUACAGCACGCCUGACAUCCUACGAAAAAAUGUAGAUGUGACCCCCAGCGCAAGUGAAGGAGACGCGGCCCCGGAUGAGACCGCAGAAGAGGAGACCUCUUUCAAACAGGAAUCUGAGGAGAGACCCGUGGCGCAGGACAAAAGUUUAAGCAGAGCUCAGAGACGAGCUGUGACAUUGAGAAUUCGUUCACUGUUAGAAGAUCUCGAUUCAGUACUGCAGGAUAUGAGCGGUGAAGAUACAGAGUUAAAGAAACUCGACCUGCAGCUACACCAGUUAAAUAAGGUGUUAAAGAAGGACCUUGAACCUCCACUGAUGCCCUCAUGUGAAAUACUAGCAGUAGAAGAAGAGGAAGUGCUGGGCAAUUUUGACUUCCUCUCAACAGAUUUUAAUGAAGAUGAAGUCUCGUGCAUGGGCAGUGUCAGGCUCGGACACACCGGAAUUAGUUCAUUCAAUGAGAGACGUAUGGGUCUGCUAUCACAAGAAAACAUCUCACCUUUAUCAGAAGACGUUAAUGAAGGACGGAUCAAACACACAGAGUAUACUGUAGUAAAGUCAUCACUCAGUACAGGAGUCUUUAGUUUAGAUCAAGCCCUUGAAACCCACCUUAACAUCUGUAAAGUGUUACUGGAGGCACUGAAGUGCUCAAACUCUGAUCUUGUGCACAAACAUAUCAUGAAAGAGAUGUCACGUCAAGUCGACAUGCUGGAAAAAAUCAGCAGUCUGUCUCAGGAGAAGACAGAUGAGAUUUCAGCAACCCAGUUGUUAUGCAGAUCUAUUAAGGGGAUGGAGGUGUUUUGGCAGGAGUGUUGUGAGACUGAUUCGCAUUUCUGCUGCUCCGCUGAUGAUUUUAUCAGGGCGCUGCGCAAACUUUACAUCCACAAAGUCAAAGCCAAACAACCUGGACAGACAGAUGCAGUUUUCGGUCAGUUGCUUCAUCAGGUUCAGUGCAGUUGUAUGAUGGUAUCUGUAAACCUGUGCACUACAGACCGAGUGUCUGUGUUUCAGCUGCUAGUUUACCUCAACCGAUGGAAUAUAACUGACUUUGGAGAGCACAUCUCUCAUCUCUCAAAAGAAGUGUAUCUCAUAGCCUGUCUGGAGAGUCCCAAGAGGAGGCGAGCCCUAAAAAAGCUGAAGGGGAGGCGGAUCUCCGAACUGCAGCCGACGAAUCGCACCCUGCACCUUUUAGCCAAACUACAGACAGACGCCAAUCACAAGGUUUCCUCAGCAGCUGCUUCUUGUCUCAGCAAGGCAUCGCGAUCCAAAUCUUUUAAGACAAAGGCAGUGGUUCACUACACAGAUCUGCUGAGAAACAGUGACACGCAGGUGCGGCGUGAGGCCUGUCUUGCUUUGAAAUGUCUAAAGGCUUCAGAGAGCGCAGAACAGGUGGCUGAACUGUGGCUGUCGACAGAUGAAGACUUGAGAAACGCUGCUCGCGAGGCUGUGUUAUCAUUUGGUAAGAAAGGCCACAUUGCUUUCCAGCAAAUGGACCGGAUCUAUGAGAUACAGGAAGAGGCUUAUAAGAAUCUGGAAACUGAAAUCACUAUUUUAUAGAAAGACAAUAAGCUGAAUUUCUAUUAGCUGACUGCAUAGCGUGGAGAGAUGCAGGCCGAUUUUGUUUGAACACAUUUUCAGUGUCUACUCAUAUUGCUUGGUAUUUAAUGCAUUAUUAUUAUGAUCAUUUUGUGUAUUUUUAUGGGUGGAAUAUUUAUAAAAAACUGUUUUGUAUAUUAUAUCUGUAUCAAACCAUUAAACAUGUAAAUAUC
Paramisgurnus dabryanus is the source of this 3426-nucleotide messenger RNA. It is a transcript of the gene ripor3, whose product is annotated as RIPOR family member 3. The record is from RefSeq and is a predicted model, not a curated record. Lineage: Eukaryota; Metazoa; Chordata; Actinopteri; Cypriniformes; Cobitidae.